AUGGCGCCGCCGGCGUUGCUGCAGUGGCUGGCCACGCGGGGCCCCACUUACUUGGCAGGUUUGGCGAAGAGCCCGUGGGUGGGCGGCGUGUGUGGGGCCGCGAGCACGCUGGGCUGGCUGGCGGGUCUGCUGCUGCUGCUGCUGCUGUGUCUGCUGCUGCUGUGUCUGCUGCUGCUGCUGCCGCUGCCGCGCAGCUGGCGCCGCGUCUACCGGCCCGCAGUCAUCGGCACGGGGGCCCUCGCCCCCAGGCCCCUCAACUUGGCGCUGCUGCACAAGGAGCAGCAGCAGCAAGGUGCUGCUGCUAGCUGCGGCGCAUGCGAAGGCCCCAGCAGCAGAAGCUGGGGCUAUUUGCUGCGGCUCUCAGGCCUAGUGAGGCCCUGGCACGCGCACCACAAGCGGGGGCUGCUGGGGGCCCUGGCCUGCCGUUCUGCUGCUGCCAUAUCCCCCGCGGGGGCCCCCGACGCCUUUGCUGCGCAGCCCAACUCCUCCUUUCCCCUCUUUCUGCUGCCCCACAGCGCCGUCGACCGAUUUGCUGGCUGGGGGGGCGAAGCCCCCGUGGCUUCUCCGAACUUUUCUCCACAUCCUUCUUUUGCUGCUGAUCUCCACAAGCCCAUUAAGGGGGACUUGCUGCCAGCUUCGCCGCAGCAGCAGCUCCAGAAGGGUUGGUUUGGGGGCCCCCUGGCCCCCGCGGACGCUGCAGCAGCAGCAUGGGGUCCCCGGGGCCGGGGUUUGCUGCUGCUGGCUUGUCGAGGGCCCCCGGGGCCCUUUCCGAGGCGCUGGUGGCCGCGGGGGCCCCCGAAGGGGCCCCCGAAGGGCCCGAAGGGCCCGAAGGGGCCCCCGAGCAGUGCAAGUCCUGCCAACUUGCUGCUUCGUGGCUGCAGUCGCCGGCGCUGCACCGGCAGCAGCUGCUGCAGGCGUGCCCGUCGCUGGGCCGCGGCUUCGCGCCCAGCAGCUUGCUGCUGCAGCACCGACUCGUGCAGGGGCUGCUGCUGUUCCUGCAGGAAGAAACGGGAUUUGUCAGACUUAUUUGAUAAAAGAUAUUGGGUGACAUCUGUGGAUGGCGACAGAGUGCUGCUGCACUACUACAGACACCGCACGGACUUGGCGGCCUGUCGCGACAGCUGGGGCCCCGCGCAGCAGCAGCACCCCGCAGCCUCUGCUGCUGCUGCUGCUGCUGAAGCCGCAGCAGCAGCAGCAGCAGCAGCAGCAGGGGCCCGCGCCGAAGAAGACGUCGGCUGCACGGACAGCCGCUUCCCCCACGGUAGACCCCACGGCCGCUGCGGCUGCAGAGGCAUUUUGUUUAUUGUGGGCGGCAUCGGCGCGAAGGCGUACGACAUGCAGGUGCAGCACGUGGUGCUGCUGGCUGCUGCCAAGGGCUUUUGCGUCUUUUUCUUGUCUUGUUUGCGGGGAAUAGAAGCCCCGAUUUCGAACUUGCCCACCGACCUCACCACCAGUGCUGAUGUGCAAGCUGCUCUUUCUUUCAUUUUGCAUCUCCACGUCAACGGCUUCAAGGACCCCCCCCAGCAGCAGCAGCAGCAGCAGCAGCAGCAGCAGCAGCAGCAGCAGCAGCAGCAGCAGCAGCGCGGUGCGGCGGAGGCGGGCGCCGAGCCGCGCCGCCGCCAACAAGGCCACGGGCACGCCCACACCCACCAGGAGCAGCAGCACUGGCAGCAGCAGCAGCAGCAGCAGCAGCAGCAGCAUCGCACUGUUUUGACAAUGGACGAAGUCGAUGAGGGCUUCUGCAGGAUGAUAACGGAGGGGGAAGAAGAGGCUUUCCUCAAAUCCAUUCCUGAUGGAUUUAUUCCUCCCGUAUUUCUCAUGGGAUACUCUAUGGGGUCUUGUGCAAUUCUGCGGCUGCUGGGCUCUUUGGGGCUGCAGCAGGCGUUUCAGCAGCUGCAGCAGCAGCAGCAGCAGCAGCAGCGCGAAGGGUCCAGCAAGGACUCCGCACAGACCACUGCCGCGGACACGCCUAGCAGCGAGAGCAGCGAGUACAGCGGCAGGAGCAAACGCAGCAACAGCAACAGCAGCAGCAGCAGCAGCAGCAGCCCGCUGGAACUCUCCCCCUUUUGUAGGGACCUCGCAGCAGCAGUUGCCAGUGAAUAUGUGCCGUGUCUGGAGUGGCUUCGUUUCCUCAAAGGCGCAGUCACCAUCUCGAACGCCAUGUGCCUGGACAGCUGCAUCGGCUCCCUGGACCGCGCCGGCGGCGUGACCGGCCGGCUGUGCAAAAGCACCAUGCUGAAGAUGUACAAGGUGAAGCAGUGGCUGGAACCCAGCAGUAAUUACCUCACAAAAGGGCUGGACCCUGGCCUAAUAGCUCUUUCGCAGAUGACGUCGACUUUGCGAGAGAUCGACCUGCUGACGCACUUGUCGAUCUGCUUCACCCCCUCUUCGCCGCUUUCCUGCACGCGCGUCUACUACGCCCUGACCACCUGCCUGCCGCACAUGCUGCUGGUCCCAGUGCCGCUGCUGUGUCUGCAUGCGCUGGAUGACCCGAUAGUGGAGCCCUUGGCAGUGUGCCGGGCUGCAGCAACAGUGCCCAAGUACAACCCGAACUGCACGUACGCAGUGGUGGGCCGGGGCGGCCACAAUCUGUUUCAAGAGUCGUUUUGGCCCUUGAUCGGCACCGCCGUGUGGCGCUGGCUCGCCAGUGCAUGCAAAAACAUCAGCCGCAACUUUAGUGGAGAAGAAAAGAGCAAAAAAGCGGAAAAAAGCGCAGAAAAAGGCGCAGAAAUGAACUGCAAACAGCCCAGGGGCCUCUACGUGGACCACAGCUUCCAAGCCCGAGUUGCACUGGAGUUCAUCACCGCGGUUUGGAGAAGAUGCGACUAA
Eimeria necatrix is the source of this 2829-nucleotide messenger RNA. RefSeq lists its product as hypothetical. The record is from RefSeq and is a predicted model, not a curated record. Lineage: Eukaryota; Apicomplexa; Conoidasida; Eucoccidiorida; Eimeriidae.